AUGACUCUGACAAACUUCACAACACAUGCCCUUGAUGGCUUAUGUACUCAAGAACAGCUGGACCUCUUGAAUUCCAUCGAUACACUCCGAUCGCAAGGCAUCAGCCACUACAUCUCUCUUCCACAAAUAAUCGUAUGCGGAGACCAAUCUUCCGGAAAAAGCUCCGUUCUCGAAGCAAUUUCCGGCGUUUCUUUUCCAGUGAAAAGCAGUCUGUGUACUAGAUUCCCAACUGAAUUGGUUCUUCGGAAGAACUCGCAAGUGGGAGUUCGGGUUUCCAUUGUUCCUCACCAAUCGCGCAGCGACGCAGAGCAGCAUUCACUUGGCAGUUUUUGCGAACAACUCGAUGGAUUUGAUGGCCUUGCAAACUUGAUAGAGAAUGCAAAGGCAGCAAUGGGAAUAUCAACUCACGGAAAAGCGUUUUCGAAUGACCUUCUGCGGGUUGAGGUUUCGGGCCCUGACCGGCCACAUCUAACAAUCGUCGAUCUUCCGGGACUGAUCCACUCAGAAACACGACAGCAGUCGGCGGCCGAUGUACAACUAGUCCAAGAUGUGGUUCAGUCAUACAUGAGAGAAUCACGAAGUGUCAUCCUUGCUGUUGUCUCCGCCAAGAAUGAUUUUGCAAACCAGAUCGUCCUUCGUUUAGCGCGGGACGCUGAUCCAUCCGGCGACCGGACAUUAGGCGUCAUCUCAAAGCCCGAUACGCUGGUCCCAGGAUCUGAAAGUGAGGCUUCGUUUGUAUCGCUCGCUAAGAAUCAAGACGUGGAGUUCCGUCUAGGAUGGCAUGUGUUGAUGAAUAUGGAUUCGGAGAAAGGCCAGUGGAGCUUAUCCGACCGGAACAUGCAAGAAUUGAACUUUUUUUCCCAAGGCAUCUGGGAAGACUUACCUCGAUCACUUGUGGGUGUGGACUCAUUGCGAAAUCGUCUGAGCAGUCUGCUCCUUGGUCAAAUUGCAAGUGAACUUCCAAGCCUGAUCAACGAGAUAAAUUCAAAGAUCGAUUCCUGUCGGUCGCAACUCCAGAAGCUUGGCGACCCUCGCGCAACAUUAGACGAACAACGGUCGUAUCUUUUGCAUAUCAGUCAAGCAUUCCAAUCUCUGGUCAAAGCAGCAGUGGACGGCACUUACAACGAGCCUUUCUUCGGAGAUGCGAAAACAAAAAAUGGGUACCAGAAGCGCGUCCGAGCAGUCAUUCAAAAUCUGAAUCAGCAAUUCAUGGAAAAGAUCUCCCGCCGUGGCCAUUUCCGCCAUGUGCUUGAAGGUGAAGAUCAAAGAUCGGGCUCCAAAACUCAAGUAUGUCUCACAAGAAAGGAAUAUGUUCAGCAUAUCGAGACGCUUCUCAAAAAGACAAGGGGUCGAGAGUUACCUGGUACUUUUAAUCCUUUGAUCGUUAAGGAUCUAUUUCAAGAACAAUGCGGCCCGUGGGAAGACAUAACACACAGCCACAUUACCGCGGCUUGGACGGCUGCAAGAGAGUUUCUUCAACAUGCAGUUUCCUACGUGGCAGACGAGGCUACUUCAAAGGCCCUGUUCAAAAAGGUGAUUCUGCCAGCUCUGGGGAAUUUGCGACAUGCAUUGGAGAAGGGAAGCGAAGAGCUCCUUAUGCCGCAUCAACGAGGCCAUCCUAUCACCUACAACCACUACUUCACCGAAACACUCCAAAAGACUCGCACUGAUCGCCAAAAAGAAGCCUUCCGCAAAGCUCUUCAAUCAUAUUUUGGUGUUGAUACUCUUUCAACCUCUGAACCUGUGCUGCACGCCAUCAAUCUUCAAGGGCUUUUCAAUUCUCUUCUUCAGAAUACUAUACCAGACAUGACACGUUUUGCGUCCGAGGAGGCACUUGACUGCAUGCUCUCCUACUACAAGGUUGCACUCAAACGUUUUGUUGAUGACAUUGCCACCGAAGUAAUAGAAGUCAAGCUUCUCAGUGCACUGCCUACGCUUUUUACACCUAUAACUGCAUUCGAGAUGCCCAAAGACUUGGUCGGUCAAAUAGCAGGUGAAUCCGAGGAGAGCCAAAGCCUCCGGGAACAACUGAACAAAAAAUUGUGGAUCCUCACGAAAGGUUCAGAUACUUGCAAGCGAUUCGUUGGUAUCAGAGGCCUUGAGUUGAACAAUGAUUUGCAGGCUAGCUUACAACAAAAUCGGGAUAGAUUGUCCUCUAGCUCUUCUAGCUCGAUCGAGCUACAUGAGGAAGCUGACGCAAUUGACUCUGAAUCAGUCGACGAGCAGUCCAGAUCACCCAGCCCAGAGCAACCUGCCAAACAUGGGUAUGCUCUGGAAUAUACCAAAGAACCGGAGCAGCUGUUAGCAGCUUCUAUUCCCACGAAGAGUGUCAAAAAGAAAACAAAGAAAAAGUCUGCCAACAAACUUCCAUCUCUCGUCGAACCGGCUGGUGAGGCUCCUACGGAAUGA
Messenger RNA from Penicillium canescens, 2409 nucleotides. Its product is annotated as putative dynamin GTPase. The record is from RefSeq and is a predicted model, not a curated record. The transcript has 3 exons. Lineage: Eukaryota; Fungi; Ascomycota; Eurotiomycetes; Eurotiales; Aspergillaceae. Gene Ontology annotation, cellular component: membrane; cytoplasm; microtubule. Bases 1 to 2409 code for a protein of 802 amino acids. Gene Ontology annotation, molecular function: GTP binding; GTPase activity; microtubule binding.